This is a messenger RNA of Fusarium pseudograminearum CS3096, 126 nucleotides long. RefSeq lists its product as uncharacterized. NCBI's taxonomy places the organism in Eukaryota, Fungi, Ascomycota, Sordariomycetes, Hypocreales, Nectriaceae. The record is from RefSeq and is a predicted model, not a curated record. The transcript is spliced from 8 exons. The coding region runs from base 1 to 126 and encodes 41 amino acids.
AUGCAGAAACCUCUUACUAUACAACUUUAUAUACUUAAGACCCUAUUACACUAUACUAAGAUUAUUAGGCUAGUAAAUAGACUAUUACUUACUAUACUAAAGAAAAGUAUAAACUUUAAAUUAUAA